AGCUGUUUUGACAUUUCUCUUCUCUAGUCAAACCGUAUUCAUAAACAAAAUGAAUAAAUGAAAACAAAGUUUACAUGUUGCUUGGUGUUCUACGACUUGUAGUUUGUGUUUUGUAAUGAAAUCAGCUUCGCACAAGGGGGAAAGCUGAUGAUUCGUCAAACACAAUGGCGCAAAUGGCUAUAACUUUGCUUACCCGGGCAAUAGAAUACGAUCUCAAUGGACGGAAGCUGGAAUCACUCAAGUUGUACGAAGAUGGAAUCGAGGCACUGCUCAAGGAAUCAAAAGCUGAAUCCGAUCCGAAACGAAAGCAGCACUUUCAAUCAAAAAUCAUGGAAUACAUGAAUCGCGCCGAGCAAGUAAAGGAAUUGGUGAUGCGGUGGAGAAGCCGAGGAGAAAUUCGGGAUAAAAUACAUGUCGUUGAAGGUGCUACCGGUUACAAUUAUGAGCGGGUAUUUGGAAAAUAUUUCACUGAUGAAGUGAAGGAAAUCCUAAUUGAGGAGCCGUACGUCCGGGAGCACCAUCAACUGUGCAAUGUAGUGAUGUUCUGUGAGCUUGCGGUAUCCAACUGUAGGAAUCUAAAAUUUAUUAAACUUUUGACAGUGCGAGAGCAAAAGAAUAAUGACGAGCAGAACCGAGCGUUUAGUAUUCUGAAAGAUAGCCUGAAAACUCAAGGUGUUGAAUUCUUUGUUGAGUAUUCCGAGCAUAUGCAUGAUCGGCAAGUUAUACUUAGUAAUGGGUAUAUUGUAAAAAUUGGCCGAGGGUUAAACUAUUUCAAACCUUCCUCUAGUAAAUACUGUCUAGGAGCCUUCAAUUAUCACUUUAGACCAUGUAGAGAAACGAAUAUUGAUGUGUUUUACUGUCCAGAAAAUAAUAAAGUAUAG
This is a messenger RNA of Malaya genurostris, 881 nucleotides long. Its product is annotated as MIT domain-containing protein 1-like. The record is from RefSeq and is a predicted model, not a curated record. The transcript has 3 exons. The coding region runs from base 165 to 881 and encodes 238 amino acids. Lineage: Eukaryota; Metazoa; Arthropoda; Insecta; Diptera; Culicidae.